Messenger RNA from Euleptes europaea (tarantolino), 1065 nucleotides. RefSeq names its product eukaryotic elongation factor 2 lysine methyltransferase (gene EEF2KMT). Bases 1 to 1065 code for a protein of 354 amino acids. The record is from RefSeq and is a predicted model, not a curated record. Lineage: Eukaryota; Metazoa; Chordata; Lepidosauria; Squamata; Sphaerodactylidae. The transcript has 8 exons.
AUGGCGGAAAAGCGGCCAGCGGAGGCUGGGGAGGAGGAGGAAGAGGAGGCCCCAGAGGAGCGGCUGGAGCUCGCCUUCCAGCGUGGCUUCCUGGCCGGGAGGCGCGUGGCCCAUCUCCCCUGGAAGGAUCUUGCGGAGACACUAAGGAUUUCAAAAGAUUCCUCGCCACUGCUGGCAAUUUUGCAAAAGACCGUCCUUCACCCGCUGUGCAUGAAAUACCCCCCCUCGGUGAAAUAUAGGAGGUACUUCUUGUCAGAACUCAUAAAACAGCAUGAAUGUAUGGCAGCUGAGCCUCUUGACGAGCUAUAUGAAGCCCUCGGUGACAUCUUCAAUGCAGAAGCUUCUACACACUGUUACAAAAGCUAUAUCUUGCCCUCAGGAGAUUCUGUUACAGUCCGUGAAAACGUGGCGAUCAUUUCACAAGGGACCACGGGCCUCGUCACAUGGGAUGCUGGCCUUUACCUAGCCGAAUGGGCACUGGAACACCCUUCAGUUUUCACUAACAGGAGGAUCUUGGAAUUAGGAAGCGGGACCGGCCUGACGGGAAUUGCAAUUUGCAAAACUUGUCACCCCAGGGCAUAUAUCUUCAGCGAUCUCCACCAGAGUGUUCUAGAAGAGUUGUCGGAGAAUAUCUACUUGAACGGCUUUUUUCUGCAGUCUGAAUGUUACAGUCUUGGCAGGGGGAAGUGCAGAUACCAUGAGGCAGAACUGGAUGAAUCGCAGGGUCCCUGCGUAACCGUCGCUGAGCUUGACUGGAACUUGGGUGCAAAAGAACAACUUGCAGAAUUCAGAGUGGACGUUAUCGUUGCCGCGGACGUGGUAUACGAUCCAAACCUAACGCAGUCCCUGGUUGCGCUGUUGCGGCAACUACCCACUUACACUGAUGCUGGGAACCUGCUAGAAAUCUACAUCGCCUCUACGUGUCGAAAUCCAGACACUUACUGCCAUUUCCAAAGGGCGCUUGAGCACGUUGGGAUCAGAUGGGAAGUUGUCCCUGGGCCCCGGAAGAACUUUUUCCCAUAUGACCAGAAUACUAAGAUUACAAUUCUAAAAUUGCUUCUUUAA